Molecule: messenger RNA, 246 nt
Organism: Arabidopsis thaliana (thale cress)
Lineage: Eukaryota; Viridiplantae; Streptophyta; Magnoliopsida; Brassicales; Brassicaceae
Exons: 3
Coding region: 1-246 (81 amino acids)
Source: RefSeq, marked reviewed
AUGGACUCACCGGAGGAAGUAGCGGUGGUGGAGGAGGAGGAGGAUGAGGAGGAGGAGGAGGAGGAGGAGGAGGAAAGGGUAUCUUCAACCUAUCAGAGUCGAAUUGGUUUAUCUCGGAUCCGUUCAGCUCCAGCUACUUGGAUUGAAACCCUACUCGAAGAAGAUGAAGAAGAAGGAGCUGCAGCUGAUGAUUCUAGUGGUGGAGGACGAGCGCCGGCGGUGGUGGAGAUGCUCCAGCAAGGAUGA